Molecule: messenger RNA, 506 nt
Organism: Staurois parvus
Lineage: Eukaryota; Metazoa; Chordata; Amphibia; Anura; Ranidae
Source: the annotation of a GenBank genome assembly
AUGUACAUACACAGAAAUACACACGCACAGACACAUGUACAUACAUACACAGAAACAUGUACACACAGACACAUGUACGUACAUACACACACACAUGUACAUGCACACAGACACAUGUACAAACACACAUACAUCUACAUACACGCAGACACAUGUACAGAUACACACAUACACAGACACAUGUACAUGCAUACACACACACACACAUGUACACAAACACACACACACACCACCCCCCCCCAUAAAAAGUUGCAGUACUUCGUUGUUCACUCACAGAGCCAGGUACUGCACUCUAGGGGAAGGCAGAGAGCACAGCACACACUCCUUCCUUUGCUUUCACUGCUCUCAGCUAUUGAGCAGUCUGACGGCUCCCAGUGCCAAUGACAGAUCCGGCCUGAGCUCCGAGCCUGCUCAGCAAGACGGCCCUGGGAGACAUAUUCGCCCCCACCAUAAUUUCCACUUGCCAUUGGCGAGCAGGUGAGUGAAAAUUUCAAGCCCUGGUUUAA